Molecule: messenger RNA, 679 nt
Organism: Perognathus longimembris pacificus (Pacific pocket mouse)
Lineage: Eukaryota; Metazoa; Chordata; Mammalia; Rodentia; Heteromyidae
Gene: Fgf2
Product: fibroblast growth factor 2
Exons: 3
Coding region: 2-466 (154 amino acids)
Biological process (GO): animal organ morphogenesis; cell differentiation; positive regulation of protein phosphorylation
Cellular component (GO): cytoplasm
Molecular function (GO): growth factor activity; fibroblast growth factor receptor binding
Source: RefSeq, a predicted model, not a curated record
CAUGGCGGCCGGGGGCGUCCGGUCGCUGCCCGCGCUGGCUGGGGACGCGGGCGGCGCCUUCCCGCCCGGGAGCUUCGCGGACCCCAAGCGGCUGUACUGCAAGAACGGGGGCUUCUUCCUGCGCAUCCACCCCGACGGCCGCGUGGACGGCGCCCGCGAGAAGAGCGACCCGCACGUCAAGCUCCAGCUGCAGGCAGAGGCGCGCGGGGUGGUGUCCAUCAAGGGCCUGUGCGCCAACCGGUACCUGGCGAUGAAGGAGGACGGGAGGCUGCUGGCAUCCAAAUGUGUUACCGAUGAGUGUUUCUUUUUUGAGCGGUUGGAAUCAAAUAACUACAACACUUACCGGUCAAGGAAAUACUCCAGCUGGUAUGUGGCGUUGAAACGAACUGGGCAGUACAAACUUGGACCCAAAACAGGACCUGGGCAGAAAGCUAUACUUUUUCUUCCAAUGUCUGCAAAGAGCUGAUUUGAACAGUAUGGUCUAAUCUCAUUCCACAUGAAGGUAUAUUUAAGAAAUUUGUUAAUGAAAAAGAACAUAUAUCCAUUAAACUUGGAUAACUGUUGGAUAACUUUUAAUAUAAUAGUAAAUAGUUAACCAUUGUCCUUCACAGUUUUUCUGCUGGCAACCAGUGAAGAUUAGCUACAGCUACAAUAUUUUUCAUAUUAUUUGUUUGAUUUU